GUCAGGGAUAGUGACGAUGCUAAAUAACGCCAUACAAUAGGCUACUAUAUAUCAGGACCCUCUGCAGUCAGUUGUAUGCCUCCUCAUGAUUUGAGCCGUGAUGAAGUUCAGUGAGACACUCCUCCUUCUCAGCCUGUCUCUACUAAGCUGUGGCUCUCGCAGGGAUCCAGAAUGUUCUAGCGUGAGCUUGUGGGGGAAGAUGGCUGACUUCACAGGGGAGUGCAGUUACUGGCAGCUGAGUCCGGACCUCUCCAUCCCUGCCCUGGAGGAGCUCAGCGUGUGUGUCCACCUCCAACGGCACAUCAGCACACCGGCCUGGACAGCCUUCAUGUACCGCCACCCUGACGGGCUACAGGCUGAGCUGGGCCUGGCGGGUCAGGAGGGCCUGGUCCACACCUGGCUGUUUGGGAUGAGGUGGUCAGCCCCCCUCCACCUCCCCCUGGGCCACUGGCACUACGUCUGUAUAACCUGGUCUGGGGCUUCUCACCAGCCAGCCCUCUACGUCAAUGGGACCAGUGUGGAUGUUACAGCCCAUGCUAACGAAUCCCCCCUGUCCCCGUCCUGCUGCAGGCUGGCCCCGCACGGCACGCUCACCCUGGGUGUCUCCCACUACUUCAUCCAAGGGGAGAUGCAUGUGGAAAACGGUACCAACCUCAAUGGGAGUGUUUCUCUGUUCCGCGUGUGGGGGCAGGCACGCACCCCUGAACAGGUGUCGGACCUGAGCUGCACAGAGGGGGAUGAGGUGCGCUGGGAUGCUGUUGACUGGCUUACCCAGAGCUGCCCUCCAGUCCCAGACUCCCAUCUACAGUGUGCCUGGUCUUUGUACGAACUUAAAGUCAAGAUCGCCAUCAUCUGCUAUGAUGGAAACAGUACAGACGUAUACAAAGCCAGAGACCUUGCACAGAAAUGGCUCAGACACAUAUUACCAUCCAACAAAUAUCAUUUGUACAGAGUCUCUGUGUCAACCAGUGUCGGUGAGACAUAUGAGGACGGGGCCCAUGACACACCAAUAUUGCGGGCUGAAUUUGAUGCAAACCGCUUUGACUGCCUGGUCCACCUCAACGUGAUCCCCAGCUCUGAUGUCAGUACAGUGCAGAAACAGGUCUCUCAGUUGCUGAACACACCUCACAACGUCGGAUAUCUCACGCUAAUGGCUAACCCCAAGAGCAUCCAAGUGAACCCUGUAGAGGACUUCCCCCCUGCCACAGUCAAUCCUCCCAUUGUCAUUGCCACUGGAACCUCUUCUGACACAACCACAGACCUUAUUGUCACGACUGGUGGCGAACUCUCAGACAUAUAUUUUGAAGUUGAUGUGAACGUGACCCUUACUGGGAUCUGUAUCCAUCCGGAACUGACAAUCAUUACCUGGCUGCAUGUCACUCUACCUGAUGAGAUGUCUGUUCUGACCUUCCAGCUUUUGGGAAAGGCAUACAGACACGCCUGUCGAUUCCAGAUGCGGGUGACAACGUCAUCAAGUCAAGAGGAGACAAGGACACGGAUCCGUACCCUCCUGGAGAGGACAUACACCAAUGGCACUAUAACCAUGGAAAACAAGUCCAACGACAUUCACAUCCGACAUAUACCGCCAGGGAGUUGUCCUGAGCACCGACACCAGACCAGACAGGGCCUGUUUGUGUGGCCAGGCACCUGGGCCCCCCGGACUGCCACGCUGCCAUGUCAGGGAGACACCAGCAAGACAGCUAGCAGGGUCUGUCUGUUGGGUUUUCCAAUCCAUUGGGGCAUCCCAGAUCUGCACCAGUGCCCGUUUGUGGUUGAGACCAUUCCAGACUUAGACAACAUUGAUGUCACUCCUGAGAAUGCUAUGGAUGUGGUGGAGAUGAUAGAGGGCCUGCUGAAAGACCAUCCAGACCUCAAUUGCACUGAACUGAGCACCAUUCUGAAGAAACUCAAAAACAUUGUUUUCAUCAGCUGUAUGACCCCACCUCUGGGCGAAGCUAUCAUCAACAUCAUCUCAGACAUCUUGGAGUCUAAGAGCUACCUGCAGCAUGUCACCAACCAAAUACUGGACAUUACAGAGAUGGUUGGCGACAAGAUGUCUUGUUUUGACCAGACAAAUUACACUUUGGUUGCUUCUGCGAUGGCAAUCUCCGUGGUGGACGUAGACCUGGGCCAGUUUCAGGUCCUCACUUUUGGCGUCUCGUCUGCUGCAGAGGGCCUAAGCCCCGAGAUUUAUAUCAACAAGGAUCCGUUCAAAGGGACUGUUGCAUUCAUCUCCCUACCCUCGGCCUUGAAGUACAGAUUUCCUCAACACAGUGGAGCCCAGCCGCGGGUUCAGUUUCAGUUUUAUGGAGUCCCAACUCUCUUCAUGAACAACCCGGAUGGGAAGAUCCUGAACACUUACGUGGUCUCAGCCAGUGUCACCAAUGCCAGUGGCCCCAUCGAGGACCUGGAGGAGGAUGUAGAGGUGACACUACAUCACUUGGCGUCCAAUCCACUUGGCAAGGAGGUGCAGUGUGUCUACUGGGACUUCAAUCAAAAUGAAGGAAGGGGAGGAUGGGAACAGCAUGGAUGCAGGAAGCACAACACCAGUGCUGACUAUACCACAUGCCUGUGUGACCACCUCACUCAUUUUGGAGUACUUCUGGAUGUAUCCAGGACUCAAAUCGACAUACCAAAUGAGGAAAUUCUGACCAUCAUCACUCAUCUGGGCUGCGGUGUGUCCUCCGUCUUCCUGGGAAUCACUGUGUUGACAUACACAGCAUUUGAGAAGCUCCGCAGAGACUACCCAUCCAAGAUCCUCAUUAACUUGUCUCUGGCGCUGCUGGGACUCAACAUGGUUUUCCUGGUCAACUCCUGGCUCUCCUCCUUUGGCAGCUAUGGGCUUUGUGUGGCGGUGGCUUCCGCACUGCACUAUUUCCUACUGGCCUCUUUCACCUGGAUGGGCCUGGAGGCUGUGCACAUGUACUUUGCCUUGGUCAAAGUCUUCAAUGUUUAUGUGCCCUCAUACAUCCUCAAGUUCUGCUCCCUAGGAUGGGGAAUCCCUCUGGCUAUAUGCUGCGUAGUUCUGGUUGUGAAGAGAGAGUCCUACGGCAGCUCCCUCGGCAGUGAGUCCAUGGAACCACUAGAUAACUCCGAGGCGUUCUGCUGGAUCCAGGAUGAAGUGGCUUUCUAUGUGUCUGUGGUGGGCUACAUUCUGCUAGUGAUGCUGUGCAACAUGGCUAUCUUCGUGGUGGUCCUGGUCCAGAUCCGCCACAUGCGGGUCAAUCAGCCGGCUGGCAUCCACAGCGGCCUCCUUCUGCAGGACCUGAAGGGGGUUUCCAGUCUCACCUUCCUGCUGGGUCUCACCUGGACUGUGGCUUUCUUCGCCUGGGGGCCAGCCAAGGUUCCCUUCCUCUACCUCUUCUGUGUCCUCAACAGUCUGCAAGGGUUCUUUAUAUUUCUGUUCCAUUGUCUGAUGAAGGAGAAUGUGAGAAAACAAUGGAGAAUCCAUUUGUGCUUUGGCCGCUUCAGACUCCAAGACUACUCUGAGUGGAGCCAGACUUUUAUAGUUGGUGCCAAAUCCAGACCUAACCCUCUGGUGCGCAUGCCCUCAGUGAGGUCCAUCAAGUCCAGUGCCACAGAAAGCACCUCGGCCUCCUCCGACUCCAGUCAACGACAGGUCUCCAUCAGAAGACCUAACUUGAACCUUGUGUAUGAGAAUAACUUGGCACUACCACUUGUCCAACGCAACUCCACUCCUCUACCUCACAAGAGUGCCUCUUUCCCAGAGGAGGGGCACUGUGAGGGGCCCUUUUGGCAAGACGGAUCUCACCCAAGACAUCGGCUACCCAUUCCUUAAGACCUUUGAAAUACGGCAAGGAGGAACACCUUAAUUUGUGCUAAAUGAAUGAAUAGAGAAUCAAAGAUUGUAUCUUGUGCAAUCUGAAAUAUCAGACAAGGCUUGGUUCUGUGUAACAUGGCAGCUUUCGCUUUGACUCAAUCUGGGACAUGAAUGCACAUGUAUGAUAAAGCAACAUUUAGGACAUAAUAUGAAUGAUGUCCUGUCCAUCUUCACUGAUCUAUUUAUUGUAAUGAAGCUGUGACAAAUUAGACUAGUAUGCAUGUGUGCAAAACGGACAAUAAAUGACAUUGGCUGCAA
Oncorhynchus keta (chum salmon) is the source of this 4099-nucleotide messenger RNA. It is a transcript of the gene adgrg4b, whose product is annotated as adhesion G-protein coupled receptor G4. Gene Ontology annotation, biological process: adenylate cyclase-activating G protein-coupled receptor signaling pathway; cell surface receptor signaling pathway. The record is from RefSeq and is a predicted model, not a curated record. Gene Ontology annotation, molecular function: G protein-coupled receptor activity. Bases 101 to 3799 code for a protein of 1232 amino acids. The transcript has 27 exons. Lineage: Eukaryota; Metazoa; Chordata; Actinopteri; Salmoniformes; Salmonidae. Gene Ontology annotation, cellular component: membrane.